Molecule: messenger RNA, 1143 nt
Organism: Delphinapterus leucas (beluga whale)
Lineage: Eukaryota; Metazoa; Chordata; Mammalia; Artiodactyla; Monodontidae
Source: RefSeq, a predicted model, not a curated record
GUUGCCUAGGAGACCCAGAGUAACUCCAGCGGUGCAGCUGGCGCGCUGAGGCUAUGGCCACGUUAGCCCGGUUGCAAGCUCGGUCGACGACUGUAGCACAUCAGUACUACUACAGGAACAGCGUUGUGGAUGUAUUUCGAAAAAAGGAGAAUGAUGCAGCAGUUAAAAUCCAGAGCUGGUUUCGAGGAUGUCAAGUUCGAGCAUAUAUCAGGUACUUACACAGAGUAGCAACAAUUAUUCAGAAACGAUGGAGAGGUUACUUAGGCAGACAACAUUAUCAACUAAUUGUGAAGUUAGCAUAUUACACUAUGAAGAUGAAUCUCUACAAUGCAAUGGCUGUCAGGAUUCAGAGGCGAUGGCGAGGCUAUAAGAUUCGGAAAUACUGCUUUAAUUAUUUUUAUUUGAAGGAGUACCUGAAAGCUGUUUCAGAGACCAAUGAUGCAGUUAGGAAGGCUCUGGAGGAGUUUGCAGAGAUUAAAGAAAGGGAAGAGAAGAAGGCCGACCUGGAAAGGGAGGAGAAGAAAAGAGAUUACCAAGCCCGAAAGAUGCAUUACCUCCUCAGCACAAAGCAGAUUCCAGGUAUAUACAACUCACCUUUCAGAAAAGAUCCUGAUCCAUGGGAGUUGCGGUUACAGCAGGCAAAGCCUUUAACACACCGAAGACCUAAAGUGAAGCCGAAGCACUCCGUCAGCCUUAGCAGCUGGCUGGCUUGCACAAGUGCCCGGUCCUUUCCUCGGUCCGGAAUUCUGCCACCCAUUGAUAGGAAACGAUGUCAGGGACCCUUCCGCGAUGUCUCUGAAGUGUGGGAACAGCGCUACAAGCCUCUGGAACCGACGCUGCGAGUGGCUGAACCGAUGGAUGGGCUAAAUGAGGCCAGAGCACAGCUCCAGAGACAGGAAUGGACGCGAAAUGUGAAUGACAAUAUGUUUUUGCCAUUUUCUUCCUACCAUAAAAAUAAAAAGUACAUCCCGACAAUGCAUUUAUCAAGCAAGUAUGGUCCUGAUGCUUAUGGAAGUCAACAUUUCCGAGAUGAAAAUCCUAAGAAAUGGAUCUGUGACAAGGAUUUCCAAACUGUAUUGCCAUCAUUUGAUCUCUUCUCAAAGUACGGAAAAUUGUAUUCAAAAGCUGGACAAAUUGUAUAAA